Messenger RNA from Scatophagus argus, 1408 nucleotides. RefSeq names its product radical S-adenosyl methionine domain containing 2 (gene rsad2). The transcript is spliced from 6 exons. Gene Ontology annotation, cellular component: lipid droplet; mitochondrion; endoplasmic reticulum. Gene Ontology annotation, biological process: positive regulation of immune response; defense response to virus. The record is from RefSeq and is a predicted model, not a curated record. Gene Ontology annotation, molecular function: catalytic activity; 4 iron, 4 sulfur cluster binding. Bases 135 to 1187 code for a protein of 350 amino acids. Lineage: Eukaryota; Metazoa; Chordata; Actinopteri; Scatophagidae.
GAUGUUUGUAAACAGAAACUCAGCCGGUCAGCUGAGUUGCUUUCCCUCUCCCUUCCUAAAUACGCCCUGCAGCCUUAUUUAAGGUUCGAUCAGCUGCGCCAGUCCGAUCAGAAAAGGUGUGACUCGGUUUGAAGAUGCAGUUCUCCUCUGUAGUCGCGUCUCCGAAGCUGCUGCUGCAGUUCUGCAUCAGCACCCUGCAGUCUAUUUUGGCGGGCGUCUUUUCUAAAGUUAGUUGCUGGGCAGAAGGAGCCUGCAGGGGAAUAAGCUCAUCUGUUUCACCCCCUGACAGCAAACCGGACCAAGAUGCGAUGACCCCGACUAGUGUCAACUAUCAUUUUACGCGCAAGUGUAACUACAAAUGUGGAUUUUGUUUCCACACUGCGAAAACAUCCUUCGUUCUGCCUCUGGAGGAAGCAAAGACCGGCCUCAGACUUUUGAAGGAAUCAGGCAUGGAAAAAAUCAACUUCUCUGGUGGAGAGCCUUUCUUGCACGAUAGAGGAGAAUUUCUGGGGAAAUUAGUCCAGUUUUGUAAGCAGGACCUCCAGCUCCCAAGUGUCAGCAUCGUCAGCAACGGAAGCAUGAUCAAAGAAAAAUGGUUCCAGAAAUAUGGCGAUUAUCUGGACAUCUUGGCCAUCUCUUGUGACAGUUUUGAUGAAGCGACCAACCAGCUGAUUGGCAGAACUCAGGGCAGGAAGAGCCACCUUGAUGGCCUUUACAAGAUUCGCAGCUGGUGUCAGCAGUACAAAGUGGCAUUCAAAAUCAACUCGGUCAUUAACACCUUCAACGUGGACGAAGACAUGACGGAGAACAUCACCCGGCUUGACCCCGUUCGCUGGAAGGUUUUCCAGUGUCUGUUGAUUGAUGGGGAAAAUGCAGGAGAAAAAGCCCUGAGAGAGGCGGAGAGGUUCGUCAUCAGCGACCAACAGUUUCAGGAGUUUCUAGAUAGACACAGCAGCGUCUCCUGCCUUGUUCCUGAGUCCAAUGAGAAGAUGAGGAGUUCUUACCUGAUCCUGGAUGAAUAUAUGCGUUUCUUGGACUGUCGAGAGGGCCGGAAGGACCCGUCCAAGUCCAUCCUUGAUGUUGGUGUGAAGGAGGCCAUUCGCUUUAGCGGCUUUGAUGAGAAGAUGUUUCUAAAGAGAGGAGGGAAAUAUGUGUGGAGCAAAGCAGACAUGAAGCUGGAAUGGUGAAAAUCUGCAAAUCAGUUACAGUGUGAAUGUUUUUUUUUUUUAUCUUUGUUUGCAUAUGUUACUUUUAUUUAACCAUAACAACAGAAAAGUGUUAAAAAAAUGUUAAAAAUAUUUGCACUCCCUCGUUUAGACAGACAGGCAGACAGACAGCUAUUUUUGUUGACAUGCAGGCAUUUAUGUGAGCAUAUACUUAAUAAUAAAAAUAUUUUUCAUAAAAAAUA